AUGGAAUAACUCGAUAUUAAUACAGGGCAUCAUUUCAAUAGAAUACCUUUAGUUAGAAAUUAGUUUGAUCCCAGCAGACAUGAUAUUUUAUCAUUGAAUAAGGGAGAUUCAUAACCAUAGGUAAAUCUAGAGACCUAUGGAAAGGGUACAAGCAAAGAAGAAUAAGACUUUAUAAGAGCAGAGUUGAAAAAGAUUUUUAGCAUAACAAAGGACUAAUUCAAGAAAGAUUACCACCAGUUGCUAUAGACUGGCUAUGAUUAAGAUCUAUUAAACAAAAUAAUAAAAGCAUUUGAACUUCGAGAUUGGGGUAAGGAUUUUCCUGGGGCUUAGCCAGUGUCAUUUUAGUAAAAAGAUGUUUAUUAGUUGCAACAAAAUAAAUAUAUUGUAUGUGAAAAGACUGAUGGACUAAGGUAUUUCCUGAUUGAGACUAAUAAAGAGGAAUUCUUCAUUGUAGAUAGGCAGUUUAAUAUUAGGAAAGUAAAACCAAGAGAUUGUGAUUUUAGAUAAAAGAAAAACACUCUUAUUGUUAACAUCUUUGACGGCGAGUUAGUAUUGGAUAAAUUUUAGUAAGAUGUUCCAAUCUACCUAGUCUUCGAUGCUAUGCUAGUUAAUGGCUACAGCUGCAUGAUGUAGAAUUUCCAGUAAAGACUUAUAAAUGCUCAUAACGAAGUCAAAAGGAGAAUUCGAGAGCCUUAGAUCUUAAGAUUGUAAAACACAAAGAACAUUAAUUCGAAUGGAUAAGUUUAAGCUAAAAAUGUGGUUGAUAUUUAUAUGAAGGAUAUGUUUGAGGUCAAGUAUGUCUAGGACAUCAUUUAAAAAAUUAUUCCAAGGCUCUAACAUGAUAAUGAUGGGUUAAUAUUCACUUAAGAUCAAUGUCCCUACUAUCCUGGAACAUGCUAAGAAAUCCUCAAAUGGAAGCCUAAGCAUCUAAAUUCUAUUGACUUCGUUAUAAAAAUGAUAUCUUGCCAUAGAAAUUCUGAGUAUCUCUGGGGCCUAUAUACCUAUACUAAAGAUAAGAUGAAUCCUAACAUCAAAUAAUUGCAACUCUUCGACUUCAUAUUCUUUGAAUACCAUUAAUCUGAUCCUCAUGAUGUUAACGACAAUGAAAGAAUGAGAGCGCUAAUGCAGAGUUAAAUAGGUAAGCCAGUAGUAAUUGAGUGCAGCUGGGACGAAUAUUACAACCAUCCUCAUUAGUUAGUAUGUAAUAAGUUAAAGCAAGAAUUUACUGUUUUGGAUAACCCAAACAUUGAUGCUAUUGCCUAAAACUUCAGAUUUGAUAUACUGUUGAGAGAUUAAGAGAAAAUGAAAUUCAGAGGUGGAUGGAGAUUUUUAAAGCAUAGGUCUGAGAGAGUAGAUCCAAAUGCUACCAAGAGCGCCAAGAGUGUGCUUAAUAGCAUACAUAAUGGACUUGAACAAGAAGAUUUGAUAAUUAUAUGCAAUGAUUCGCAAAAUGAUUUUAAUCGUGGAAGUGAUAUCAAGAGGAAGAGGUCUGAAGAUGAUAAUGCUGAGAAUGUUCGCAAGCAAAUUGAAGUAGAAGAAUAUUGA
Stylonychia lemnae is the source of this 1545-nucleotide messenger RNA. The record is from the annotation of a GenBank genome assembly. Lineage: Eukaryota; Ciliophora; Spirotrichea; Sporadotrichida; Oxytrichidae.